AAAUAGUGUAAGACUAUCCAUAUAAUAGAGAUGAAGAUCCGAAUUUUACUACUCCUCUUUCUCUUAACGUUUUUUUUAGCCAACUAUGUAAAUGCAGGGAAAUUGGGGAAACUUGGAGGAGUCUCGCGAGGCAUUCAACUCGCUUCUCGGGGGGGCUCGUCAUCACUAGGUUCCGUUUUGUCAAAACUUUUUAGAUCUAGUUCAAAGUCUAGUUCUAAAUUGAACUAUAGAAGCUCGCCAGGCAGUCAUACAACGGGAUCAAGACAUUUCGGAAGUUCAUCAGGUGGACACACGACAGGGUCAGACUUAACUGGCUAUGGAAGUUUAUCAGGGAGACGUACGAUAGAAUCAACUCCUUUUGGACAUGCAAUCAAGCCCUUGGGAUCAAAUCCGACUGGAACUAUAUCGAGUCAAACUUCGCAUCAACAAAAUAAAGAUGCAUCUUCGUAUUUACAAACUAAAGGAGGAGAUACUCCACGACCCUACGAUGUAAGUGCAGGAAGAUCUGGAUCCUCGCGAGGCUCGUCAUCACGAAGUUCGUCAUCACGAAGUUCAUAUUCUUCUUCGUCUAGACUUGGAUCUAGUUCAAGCUCCAGUUCUAAACAUGAAAGUUCAUCAGGAUCAAGACAUUACGGAUUCGGAAGUUCAUCAGGUGGACACACGACAGGGUCAGGCUCGACUGGCCAUGGAAUUUCAUCUAGUGGACACGUAACAGGAUCAAGCUCUUUUGGACAUGGAAGUUCAUCGGGGGGACGCACAGGAUCAAAUCCAACCGGAACUACGUCGAGUCAAACUUCGCAUCAACAAAAUAAAGAUGCAUCUUCGACGUUUUUACAAGCUGAAGGAGGAGGCGCUACACGACCCUCUCAAACUAAUUCCGGGCAAUCUAGUCGACCAUCAGCACCACAUGGCAAUACAGGAACUUAUCCUGGAAGUCAUGGAACAUCAGGCUUUACAACAGAGAGUAAACAAAAUUCUGCUUCAUAUAAUCCAUCAGCACCAUAUAAUCCAUCAGCACCGUAUAAUCCAUAUAGUCCAUCAGCACCGUCGACUAAUCAUUUGUCGAAAUCCACUGUGGUACCAUUGCAAAAUCAUGCUCCAACUUCUUUUGGCCAACCAAGCGCGCCUUUUAACCCAUCACAAGGAACUGCACUUAGUAAUUCUCCAUGGAGCAAUCCUCAUUUCAAUCCGAGCCAAUCUCACCCAUCAGGUCCCACUUCUACUAACAUUGGCUUCAAAGAUCAUCUGCGUCCAACUUCGAUUCCUUCUGCACCUUACCCGCAUCCUCCUUAUCCUACUUCUGGUUUUAAUCCUCCUCCAUAUACCAGUCAUCCCUUCAGUCAUUCGAAUCAACCUCACGUACCUCAUGUACCUUCCACGCACAAUCCCAGUUACUCUUUUCCCAGUCAAUCGUUUGGACAUCCUUCCAGUUAUCCAGCGCAUAUUCCGCCACCUGUACCAGGUACAUUCGGAAAUCCUUAUUCUACACACCCCGUUGGCGGAACGUAUGGCGCAGCUGGACACACUUAUUAUCCUCAACAACAUGUUCUGGCGCAGCCGGCAGCGCAACCAUAUAUACCUGGACAAACGGUCAUAAUGGUUCCUGGUCAACAAGACAGCGGCAGAGGCUUUGGUCAGAUGGUGAAAGAAGCACUUGUGUUCUCUACAAUCAACGCCGGUGUGAAUAGGCUGAUAAAUCCGCAUCAAUAUUACAGUAGUCCAAGCAGUGGUAUCAGUCCAAGUAGUGGUACCAGUGAAACGCAUAUAACUUAUAAUAAUCAUUAUUUUAAUACAGUUCCUCCGGGUAGUACUUCUCCGGCUUCAUCAAACAUACUUCAAGGAAAUGUUCCUGUUGCGUCCCCUGUCAAUCCAUAUCCUGUAAACAAUCCAGUUAUUACUCCGGGUGUAUCAAUUCCUACAAUUGUUAGCAACGGUAGCACAACAUAUCCGAUUGGCAAUUCUUCCAUAAACACAGUGGGUACAGCUAACAAUGUGGAAACUCCUUCAGUUUCUACUAGCAAUAUAGGGAAUAAUCAAGGAAUGCCCAAUCAAGGAACAGCUAUUUAUUCUCCGCAAUAUAAAAUAUCAGAUGACGAUCUAUUAAUGUUGACCGAAGAGUUAUUCGUGAAACAAGAAGUUAACAUGUCCAAGUAUUUGACGUUACAUCUUCAGAGCAAAUCUGAAAACGUAACCGAUGCAGCUAAAGGACCAUUAAUUUACGUGCAAGAAGAAGCAUAUGAUUAUCCAACUAUCUUAGCUAUUCGAGCUCUGUACGACAAUUACGAACACAAUUCUACUGUGAAAGAAACUCGUACAGCGGAAAAGCGAAAGAGAGAGGAAUUUCUGUUAGACAUGUUUGUGAAUACGAAUGUGAUGGCUAGAACUAUGCGAUGGUUAUCAGAUCAAGGUUUCAUCGAUCCCUAUGACUUCCAAAAGGACACUUUGCGGCGUAUCUGGUUCAACACGUUUAAUGGUGCUACAUCAGGUUUUGAGCGAGUGUUCACAUCUGAAAGGUACGGUACGGAGCUUCUUGGGGUGCAGGACUGGCUCUAUUUUAAUUAUCAGGAAUCGAAGAAUCGUAUUGAUUACAUGGGAUACGUUGAUACUAUGAAGCUUGGCGACAGAGCUUCAUUGGUGAAAUUGAACUUCCAAAUGGAUGAUAUUAUUAGACCAAACGCAACGAUAUUCGUGGGCACGCUUCCCGAACUUGAAAUGGCUUUGUACACCAUAUGUUUUUAUUCCAGGCCGAAUAAUUUAUGUCCUGUUUCACUUGGCGGAAACAAGUUUAAUAUUUUCACGCAUUCAUUUAGAUAUUACGGACAAGAUCUUAUAGAUCUUGCACUUCCUGUUUUCUAAUUCUGUAUCAUAUGAAUAAAUUCUCGGACGUGAUAAUGUAAAUUAUUAAAAUACACAGUUUGAGCGUAUUUUAACAGACAAUAUCAAAUGUAAGAAUGUGUGAUUGGAAUAUAUAAAUUACUUUUUUUAAAUUUUUAUUCAUUUAAU
Messenger RNA from Trachymyrmex cornetzi, 3003 nucleotides. RefSeq names its product poly(U)-specific endoribonuclease homolog. The transcript has 10 exons. The record is from RefSeq and is a predicted model, not a curated record. The coding region runs from base 31 to 2856 and encodes 941 amino acids. NCBI's taxonomy places the organism in Eukaryota, Metazoa, Arthropoda, Insecta, Hymenoptera, Formicidae. Gene Ontology annotation, molecular function: RNA endonuclease activity.